AUGUGGAAAAUGAAUCAAUACCUGCCCUUAUUCCUUAUUGCCUUUUGUUUGUUCUUCAUUUCACAAUCUCAAACCACUUCUAAUACUUCCUCUCAACAUCGUUGCCUCCCAGAGCAGAGCUCUACUUUGCUGCAACUGAGGAAAGAAUUUGAUGAUGAUUACUAUGGUGUUUCUAAUCCAAAGAUGAAGUCUUGGAAGGCAGAUAGUGAUUGUUGUUCCAGCUGGGAUGGGGUCACAUGCGAUGCACACAACGGCCACAUCAUUGGCUUAGACCUCAGCAACAGCUGGCUUUCUGGGCCUCUCAACUCUAACAGCACCCUCUUCAGACUGCGUCACCUUCGGAAACUCAGCCUUGCCCUCAACGACUUCUCUUCCUCCACCACAAUCCCAUCUGAGUUUGGCCAUCUUGCAUGGUUGACCCAUCUUAAUCUCUCUCGUUCCUUCUUACAUGGCCAAAUCCCGUCGGAAAUUUCAUGCCUCUCCAAUUUGUUUUCACUUGAUCUCUCUUUCAAUUAUUAUGAAACAUAUUUGAAGCUCGAAAGAGAUGAUCUGGAAGCACUCGUCCACAACAUGACAUAUUUGAGAGAACUUCAUCUGGAUGAAGUGAACAUCUCAUUGUCACUACCUCAAUCCCUCGCAAAUUUGUCUUCCCUGACUUCUCUUUCUCUGUCUGUCUGUAAUUUGCUUGGCGAAUUUCCCUUAGAUAUUUUCCUACUUCCCAAGAUACAAGCCAUUGAUGUGUCAGGUAACAACAAUCUCACUGGUUUUCUUCCCAAUUUUCGAUCUGGUAGUUCCCUAAAGCAAUUGGAUCUUUCCUCAACGAAUUUUUAUGGGGAAUUGCCCAAUUCAAUUAGCAACCUUGAAUUCUUGAGCCAUUUGGAUCUUUCUAGGGCAAAUUUUUUUGGGGAAUUGCCCAAUUCAAUUGGCAACUUUGAAUCCUUGAGCCAUUUGGAUCUUUUUGGGAAAAAUUUUUAUGGGGAAUUUCCCAAUUCAAUCGGCAACCUUAAAUCCUUGAGUCAUUUGGAUCUUUCUAGGGCAAAUUUUCUUGGAGAAUUACCCAGUUCAAUCGGAAAGCUUGAGUCCUUGAAUGCUUUAUAUCUUCUCAAAACAAAUUUUUUUGGGAAACUACCCGAUUCAAUCAGUAAUCUCAACUCCUUGAAUUAUUUGGAACUUGAUUCAAGUGAAUUUUCAAGGGAAAUUCCCCCUUCUAUUGGGAACCUAUCACAACUUACUUUUCUUUCUCUCCAGGAAAACAAUUUUCAUGGUCAGCUUCCAUCCACAUUAGGAAAUCUUGCAAAACUCACUUCUCUAGUUCUUCGCAAUAACCUUUUCUCUGGGAAAGUACCAUCUUCACUAGGAAAUCUUACACAACUAGAAGAAUUACCCAUUUCAUAUAACAAUUUUGAAGGCAGGUUCCCAGUUUCACUAACAAAUAUUUCCAAACUUACUACUAUAGAUAUAUCAGGAAAUCAAUUGAAAGGGUCAAUCCCAUCAGAAAUAAGUAGACUUACUAAUUUGUCUUACCUUGACUUGUCACAAAACUCACUCACAGGGGCUAUCCCCUUGGUUUUGUAUACAAUGCCUUCAUUAUCUGAACUAUAUCUAGAUCAAAAUCAGCUUUCUGGCCCUCUCCAAUUUCAAAAUAUCUCUUCAUCACAAUUAAAUUCCCUAAUAUUGAGGGGAAACAAAUUGGAUGGACUAGUUCCAAGGUCAAUUGCCAAUUUCACUAAGCUGCAAUGGCUAUAUCUUUCUUCGAUCAACCUAAAGGACAAGAUGGAGUUAAACAUAUUCUUCCAGGUUAAAGAGCUUCAAUUUCUAGAUCUUUCAGGUAACAAUUUGUUGGUUUCAAAAGGAAAUAUCAAUUCAACCCACAACAAAUUUUCAUAUUUGUUGUUGUCUUCUUGCAAUUUGCUUGAAUUCCUUGAUUUCCAAAAAGCCCAAAAUGAAUUGGAUAGAUUAGACCUUUCCAACAACAAAAUUGAAGAAUUACGGAUUCUUGUCUUGCAUGCAAAUCGAUUCCAUGGCCCUAUAUGGAAUCCUUAUGCCAGGUUUGGCUUUUCCAAGUUACAUGUCAUUGACCUCUCUCACAACAAUUUCUCUGGUAGGCUACCUUCAGAAUACUUUAGAACUUGGAAUGCAAUGCAAAUGGUUCCUACCAAAGAUGAAGCACAACCAGAAUACAUGGGAAGUCAAUCAAAUAGAUUUGAUGGAGAAAUUCCAAAUAGUGUGGGAAACCUAAAGGGACUAAUUGUACUCAAUUUAUCGAGCAAUAGCUUCAUGGACCAUGUCCUUUCAUCAUUAGGGAACCUAACCGCACUUGAAUCUUUGGAUCUUUCUCAAAACAAGCUCUCAGGUGAAAUUCCUCAAAAGCUAAUAAGUCUCACAUUUCUUGAAUAUUUAAACUUAUCUCAAAAUCAACUUUUUGGUCCAAUUCCACAAGGUGGACAAUUUUUGACGUUUGAAAAUUCCUCUUUUAAGGGAAACUUGGGAUUGUGUGGCUCUCCGCUGUCAAAGAAAUGUGGAAACAAUGAGACACCAACUUAUAAAACAAGACAAGAAUCAUCAAUAGUAGAAGGAUUUGAUUGGAAAGUGGUUGUGAUAGGAUAUGCUUGUGGAUUGAUAUUUGGAAUAGUUAUUGGGUAUUUCUACACCUCAAGAAGGACAGUUUGGUUUGUGAGAAAUUUUGGAGUGCACAUACGUAGUUGA
Quercus lobata is the source of this 2706-nucleotide messenger RNA. RefSeq names its product receptor-like protein 7. The record is from RefSeq and is a predicted model, not a curated record. Gene Ontology annotation, molecular function: protein binding. The transcript has 2 exons. NCBI's taxonomy places the organism in Eukaryota, Viridiplantae, Streptophyta, Magnoliopsida, Fagales, Fagaceae. The coding region runs from base 1 to 2706 and encodes 901 amino acids.